This is a messenger RNA of Musa acuminata AAA Group (dessert banana), 745 nucleotides long. RefSeq names its product CASP-like protein 1B1. NCBI's taxonomy places the organism in Eukaryota, Viridiplantae, Streptophyta, Magnoliopsida, Zingiberales, Musaceae. The transcript is spliced from 3 exons. The record is from RefSeq and is a predicted model, not a curated record. The coding region runs from base 37 to 603 and encodes 188 amino acids.
UGUCAUGCAAUCCAUCAAGUCUCUGUAUCUCCAGCCAUGGCAACGGAGAAUGGGAAACAGGCGGAGGCCGGGAGCAGACAGUCGCAGCCUAAAUCUAAGCUGCUUCUGUCACUAAGGUUGGCAGCCGUUCUGGCCACAGCUACAGCUACUGUGGUCAUGGCACUGAACAAGCAGAGCACAAGGAUGGCAGUUGCUGUAGUGGGCACUUCUCCCAUCCUCCAGACCUUCACUGCUGCGUUCCAGCAAACCCCUGCGUUCGUGUAUUUUGUCAUUGCCAAUGCUAUUGCAAGCUUAUACAACCUACUGGUGCUCCUCCUGCGACCAUUCUUAAAAGCAAAGCCUCGUGACAUUUUGGUGCACCUUUUGGAUGAGGUAAUAUUUGCUCUAGUGGCGACCGGUGCAGCUGCUGCAGCAUCUAUGGCGGAGUUGGGAAAGAAUGGCAACGUACAUGCGAGGUGGAACCCGAUAUGCGACAGGUUUGAAGCCUUCUGCAUCCGUGGAGGGUUGGCACUCAUGGCGUCCUUCGCUGGAGCUCUCCUACUCCUCCUCAUGAAUGCAUUCUCUACCUUCACUCUCCACAAGAGCGUGCUGAGCCAGGAUUAGUCCCUCGUCUUACCUACCAUUCACAGCCAUAUAUAUGUACUCUUGGGAUUAGUUCCUCAGAAAUGUAUCCUAAAAUUCUGUUGUCUGAAAGCUAUCGAGUUGGUGAAUUAAAGGAAAUGGAUUCGGGAAAUUUGACUGCUGC